Molecule: messenger RNA, 963 nt
Organism: Globicephala melas (long-finned pilot whale)
Lineage: Eukaryota; Metazoa; Chordata; Mammalia; Artiodactyla; Delphinidae
Source: RefSeq, a predicted model, not a curated record
AAGGAAACUGCGAUUCAGGAGUAACUUGACUAAAGUCACACAGCUGCCACCGUGAGAUUCUGGGCUACUUGCCCUUCCUUGUCCACCAUCUACUUCCUCUUUGUCAUCUUUGCCGGGUCCACCAUUUUCCACUGCCUCCAGCGCCUGGCCCGGGUGCCCGCCCCCAGGCCUUACCGGGGUCACGUGGUCCUGUUCCCCAGACACCUGCCCUGGGGGGCCAUGUCCACCAUCAACUCCAAAGGCCGUCUGGGGAACCAGAUGGGGGAGUACGCUACCCUAUUUGCCCUGGCCAAGAUGAAUGGGCGGCCGGCCUUCAUCCCGCCCCAGAUGCACAGCACGCUGGCCCCCAUCUUCAGAAUCACCCUCCCCGUCCUGCACGACACCACGGCCAGCAGGAUCCCCUGGCAGAACUACCCCCUGAACGACUGGAUGGAAGAGCGGUACCGACACAUCCCGGGAGAGUACGUGCGCCUCACCGGCUACCCCUGCUCGUGGACCUUCUACCACCACCUCCGCGCCGAGAUCCUCCAGGAGUUCACCCUGCACGACCACGUGCGUGAGGAGGCCCAGAAUUUUCUGCGGGGUCUGCAGGUGAAUGGGAGCCGGCCGAGCACCUACGUAGGGGUCCACGUGCGCUGGGGGGACUACGUCCACGUUAUGCCCAACGUGUGGAAGGGCGUGGUGGCCAACCGGGGCUACCUGCAGCAGGCCCUGGACUGGUUCUGGGCUCGCUACCGCAGCCCACUCUUCGUGGGCACCUCUGGGCUCUGGGCCACCUGCCUCACGGGUGGGAACACCGUCUACCUGCCCAACUCCCCCUUCCACGUGGUCUUUAAGCGCCAGGUGGCCUUCCUGCCGAAGUGGGUAGGUACCGCAGCCAACCUGGGGCAGGCUAGAGAGAAUGGCCCCUAGCCCUGCUGUCCCUGCCUCACCCUUGGGCCCAACAGCAGUGUGUGGGGUGCA